This is a messenger RNA of Brassicogethes aeneus, 2556 nucleotides long. The record is from the annotation of a GenBank genome assembly. Lineage: Eukaryota; Metazoa; Arthropoda; Insecta; Coleoptera; Nitidulidae.
CGACCGAGUCCAUCAUCAACAUCAUCAAAAUUUUGAGCACGGGACGUAGAGAGAGCGAGUUGGUUACGUUAAGUUAACGAAAUAGCGUUGCAACGAUGUGGAGAGGAUGCGGAAAGGUGGUUUGUUAAAAUGCAAAGAGAAACUCGGCUUGUGCGGGAAAUUAGCAGCGAGCAUAGGUACAGUGCGGGCUUGUGAAACAGCAGGUGGAUAGCUUUUGCGGUACAGUGGCGUAAUGGUGCAUUUCGGCGAAGUAUGGGCCUGGGCCCCGCUAUGAGAUGCCUAUUUGCGACCAAAUCAACCCCAUUCAGGCAAAAUGUACCAACAAAAUGAAGGAGGAACAUGAAGCUACACUUGGCAUGAAUGGCAACUCCACAGGCAACAUCAAAGAGGAGUGCCACAAGAACACUUACGUGCAGGGCGGGCGGCUCAAGUUUUUUAAAGAUGGAAAAUUCAUUUUGGAACUGGAAAGAGCCAGAGAGGGCGAAAGAGUAUCUUGGGUUUCGGUGCCAAGAAAAACUUUUUGGCCGCCCCAAGGUACCGCCGCCUCCACCCCCACCUACAGGCAGGAAAGCAGCACAUCUCUUAGCGUGUCAGACGACAACAGUUCGGUGCAGUCGUCGCCGUGGCAACGCGACCACAGCUGGAAGCAGACGUCGCCGCGUCGCAACCAGUCGAAGGAAAUGACGAUGUGGUUCUGGCGGGCGCCGGGCGGCAGAAGAGGGCGCCGCGGGCGCCGCAGCCGGAAGCGACGUCGCCCGUACUCGACCGAACCGGAAGCGGCCGCUUGCGAAGGUAGAGCUGGCAACAGGGCGACGGCGCGGCCGCCCAAGGAGCCGAUGGCGAGGGGCGCGCAUCUGCUCAUCAUCGUGCAGAAUCUCAGCGAGAAGAUUUCAAGGACCAGCACUCCCCCGCGCUCGGAGACGGUCGUGUCGCCGCGCAAGCGCUUCCUGCGCGAAAUGGAAAAGGACCGCUCCCAGCCGGACGACGGCUGCCUGAAGCGCAGCCGAAGCCGCCCCCAGACGGCGACGACGCCGUGCCGCACCCCGCCCGCCCCCACCACGCCCCUCAAAUCGACCGCCCCCGCCGCCGCCCCCGGCAACUCGGACAGCCCGCAGCGGCAGUCGCCGCCCAAAACGAACGGCAACGUCGAAGCGGCGGCGGCCUCGCACGAGAGCAAACCGCCCCCGGCGGCGGCGACGUCGGCGGCGGCCAGGAACUGCAGCUACAGCAUAACGUCCCUGCUGGCCGAGGACAGGGGGGCGGUCGGCGUCAAGAGGGAGCAGCAGGCGUCGCCCGGGCACCAUUACGCGCCGCCCCAGCACUACGCGCCGCCCCCGGCCCCGCCCCCGCCCGACGAUCGCUGGUAUUCCGAGAGCGUCGACAAGUUGAGGUCCAUUGAACUUUCGCACCACGUCGACAAGCGGCAGUACCACGGACCGCCGCAGGUGGCGCCCGUGUACACGCACGCCCACCACCCGGUGCCGGCGACCGCCGCCGCCCCCUUCCUCUCCGCCUACCACCACCACCACCACCACGCGCCGCCCCCGCACCCGCAACUCUACCCGUCCUACGGGGUGCCGUCCCCGUUCUACGGCAUCUACGGCGGGCGGGGGGCGGCGGCGGCGGGCGGCUACGGCGUGCCGCCCGCCGUCUACCACGCGCAGAUGCAGCUGCCGCCCCCGCAGCCGCCGGCGAGCCGGGAGGGGGCGGCGCAGGCGCAGUGGAUGUCGCCGCCCGGGCCGCCCAUGCACGCCGCGGGCGGACAGAGGGAGGCGGCGGACCGCAGGGACGAACCUGCAGAUAUGCCACUAAACCUAUCGAAACACGCCGGUUGACCCGCGCGAGUGCCUUCAACAAAAACAAACGAAAAUCACAACACACUUUCGCCCCGCAAACCGCAUCGUAUCCGCAGCAACAAUUUUUCUCCGACGAAAAUCCCAUUUAACAAAAUAAAAAUGUGAUAGUGCGCGAGUUUAAACAACAAAACAAAGUGAUUGAAGAGAAUUUAUUACUACUAGCUUAAAAGCAUAGAAAUCGAAACGAAAUGUGCAAUUAUCAAAAAAAAUAACGGCUCUACAAGCUAUGUACAUAAAUAAAUAUAAAAAGAGGACUAAACUUUCCUUAGUUUUAAUGAUUUUAUGUAGGGCGGGUCAAAACUUCUUUUUUGGGUGUAAUAACCUAUCAGAGCGCGGCAUUCUCCACAGCACACUUGAUGCGGUGGGAAUGCAGCGCUCUCAUUGGUUCAUUGCUUUCUACAGACUUCUGGGAAAGUAAUUUUGACUUGUUCUGUAUUUCGACGAAAUUCGACCGAAUUUGUACAAAGUAUACAAAAAAGUGCCUUGAAAAGAAAAAUCUAAUUUUGCCUGAAUAAAUAAGUAAACAAUAAGAACCAAUGACACAAAUGUACAUAAAAACAGUCAUAUAUUCUUGUAAAUAGUAUGUCGGACAUAUCAUUCUAUUUAUUUAGCAUCAAAGCAAUUUUUUCUUCUUAUUAUUAUUUUUAUUAUGCGUAUAAUCUUUGCAAAAGAAUUAUUGCUUAAAAAUAAACCACUGUCC